This is a messenger RNA of Argentina anserina (silverweed cinquefoil), 947 nucleotides long. RefSeq names its product guanine nucleotide-binding protein subunit gamma 2. Lineage: Eukaryota; Viridiplantae; Streptophyta; Magnoliopsida; Rosales; Rosaceae. The transcript is spliced from 4 exons. The record is from RefSeq and is a predicted model, not a curated record. Gene Ontology annotation, biological process: G protein-coupled receptor signaling pathway. Bases 342 to 659 code for a protein of 105 amino acids.
AGGCAAGCCCUUUUUCACAGUUGGAACACAGAGGAGGGAUCCACACUUUCUAAAGCCAAAGCCAUUGCCGCAUCUCCCUCCUGUCUCCAAAUUUUACAACCAUUAUCGAAUGAAACCCAGUUCAAAUAACUUGAGAGGGUACUAGUUUUUUGUUGUUUGGGUAAAAAUUUUAAAACUUUAUAUAUUUACGGUGCGAAAAUUCGCUCCCCUACUACAAUUUUCUCUGCUCUCUCUAUCUCUCUCUUUCUCUCUCUCUCUCUCACGGGAUCUGUAUGCUGUUGGUUGGUGCUAUGAAACAUGGGGUUGUGAUGAGUUUGUGAGCUGAGCAAAGAGAAGAACAAAUGGCGUCUGAUACGGCGUCGUCUGUGGACGAACAACAGGCACAGCUUGUCGCUGCUACUUCAACUGACAACAGAGGAAGACAUCGGAUUUCUGCCGAGCUCAACCGACUGGAACAAGAACUCAAAUUCUUGCAGGAAGAGUUGGGAGAGCUUGAGAAAACAGAAAAUGUUUCCACCAUAUGUACGGAAUUGCUACCCUACAUCGAAGGCAGGCCGGAUCCUCUUCUCCCAGUAACAAAUGGGCCUAUAAAUCUAAUAUGGGAUCAAUGGUUUGAAGGACCUCAAAACUCACAAAGUUGCAGUUGCUUGAUACUGUGAGUCUGUGGUUGGAUGCGAGAAAAAACAUCUUCCCUUGGUUCCCAGAGACACUAAAGAGAAAUGUCCUACCUGCUAGAGAGUCAUUGUAAUGCUGCUCCUACUUCUUUACAGUUUAUUGCCAGGUGUGCUGCUUGACCUCGUUAGGUUGACCAUAUUAAUGUAAACUCUAAACUCAUCAAAUUUGUAUAUCAACUGCCCCCAAUUGCCGUUCUGACUCUUCUCCAAUUAAAUGAAACAAUUUCUAUGUCAAGAAGCUAAUCACAGUGUUUUUGACCGACUGCUUCAACA